ACAAACAUACAUUGCGUCAGGCCAUCAGUGCUACACUGAUUUCCAUGGUGUAUCCCCCCUGAAGAGUUUUUCAGCGUGGUUUUCUCGCACGCUGUCUCGUUGGCACGUGUGUGCCUGUGGUGGGGUCGGGCGGACCAGUGGUCGUUGAGCCUUAUUGUGGCGGGAACUUCAAACGAUUCAACCAUCUUUUAAAAUUCCGUCAGUUGCACCCCCAACCUCCCUUCUUUUCUACCUUAACCUACAAGUCUCUUCCCCUUAACCUGCAUCCCCUUCCCAUGCCAAAAGAUUUCAAAUCCUCACUCCUUUUUCUCCGAUCGAUCCCUUCAUUUCCCAAACACCCUUCAAUCCCAUUCCCACAGAUCUCAUUCCUCCACACUUGCCUCCUCUCACCGCACGAUCGAAAUCCCAACGCGACCGCCCCUCGUUUCAAAAGCCCUCUUCUCUCUCUCUUGCAAAAAUCCAAUGGCGACAUUAGACAUGUGAAGCAAAUCCAUGCCCAGAUGAUCUUAACUGGGUUGAUCCUUCACACAUUCGCUUCAAGCCAAUUUAUCGCGUUUUGUGUGGAUUCCAAUUUCGUUGACCCCGAUUAUCGCUGCAAGAUCUUGGUCCGCAUCGAAAACCCAAAUGCAUAUAUGUGGAAUAUUACCAUUAGAGGGUUUUCGGAAAGCGAGGACCCGAAAGAGGCUCUUUUGCUGUAUAUGCGGAUGCUCGGGAUGGGUUGUCGGCCCGACAAUUACACUUUCCCCUUGUUGCUCAAGGCAUCCGCUCGAUUGUUCGCCAUCAAGUUGGGUGUCGGGAUUCUCGGGCAUGUUUGGCAUUUGGGCUUUGAUUCGGAUGUCUUUGUCCGCAAUGCGGCUAUUCAUAUGUUUGCAAUGUGCCAUGGAUUGGAAGAUGCGCGUCGGGGGUUUGAUGGAAGUUGUGUGAGAGAUUUGGUUUCUUGGAAUUCUAUGAUAAAUGGCUAUGUAUGGAGUGGGCGGGUGGAUGAGGCGUUGAAGCUUUUUCAGGAAAUGGAGGGAGAAGGGGUUGAGCCUGAUGAGGUGACAAUGAUUGGGGUAGUUUCGUCUUGUGCCCAAUUAGGAGAUUUGGAGCUCGAAAGAGGGUUUCAUCACUACAUCGAAGAAAGAGGAUUGAAAUUCACCAUAGCUCUCAGUAAUGCUCUCAUGGACAUGUAUGUGAAGUGCGGGAGUUUGGAGCAGGCAAGGCUGUUGUUUGACAACAUGCCGAGAAGAACUGUAGUUUCUUGGACUACAAUGGUCGUGGGGUAUGUGAAGUUCGGUUAUAUGGAUGCUGCUAGGGAGUGUUUUGAUGAAAUGCCCGAAAGAGAUGUCGUGAUGUGGAAUUCCAUGAUUGCUGGCUAUGUACAACACAAGCGAGGCAAGGAUGCGCUAGCUCUGUUUCAGGAAAUGCAAGCUGCAGGUGUAAAGCCCAAUGGGGUUGCCAUGGUUAGCCUGUUGUCUGCGUGUGCACAAAUUGGAGCGCUCGAGACGGGGAUAUGGGUUCAUCACUAUAUCGACAGACACAUGAUUCCUCAAACUGUAGCAUUGGGCAUGGCUUUGGUGGACAUGUAUGCUAAGUGUGGGAAAAUUGAAAAGUCGCUCCAAGUGUUUGAAGUGAUCCCCGAGAGGAAGACGUUGACGUGGACGACCAUGAUUGGUGGUUUGGCCAUUCAUGGGCGUGGACGAGAUGCUAUAAGCUACUUCAUGAAGAUGAUAGAUAUCGGUUUGACCCCAGACGAGGUUACAUUUGUAGAGGUCUUAUCAGCUUGUUGUCACGCCGGAUUAGUAGAUGAGGGUCAUCGAUUCUUCGAUCAAAUGAGCACAACAUUUGGCCUAUCUCCGAAACUCAAGCACUAUUCAUGCAUGGUGGACCUUCUUGGCAGAGCUGGGCUUCUAGAUGAGGGAUAGGACUUGAUCAAGACCAUGCCCAUGAAGCCGGAUGCUGUGGUGUGGGGAGCCUUGUUUUUUGCUUGUAGGAUCAAUGGUAAUGUUGUGAUGGGAGAGCAGGCCGCAUCAAAACUCUUUGAAUUGGACCCUCAUGACGGUGGAAUCUGUGUGCUGCUCGCGAGCAUGUGUAUGGAAGCGAACAUGUGGGGUGAAGCUAGGAAGGUGGGGGCCGCGAUGAGAGAGAGAGGGCUGGAGAAGACUCCUGGCUGUAGCUUGAUUGAGGUGAAUGGUAUUAUUUAUGAAUUCAUUGGCCGAGACAAAUCACACCCACAGACCAAACAGAUCUAUGCAUGCUUGGUGCAGCUGGCCAAACAAUUAGAGCUGGCUGGAUAUAUGCUUGAUGAUUCUCAAAUCAUGUGAAAUUAGAGCUGAUUGGAAGAGGUGAAUCACUCAGAGAGUACAGAGAAGAAUCUUAAGAAUGCGGGGUUCCACACCUGGGAGAAGGUCAUAUUAAGGCAGCCUGAGGAUGAGGGAAAUGCUGUAGUAUACAAAUCUGGAAAGAGAAGGCAACUUGAAGUGCAAGGUUAUACAAUUGUUGGAAACAUGGGAGAGCAAUGGAGUGAUAUUCUUGGGACCCCUACAGGCCUGAGAACCUUUUAAGGUCCCUGACCCUAUGUACUACAUCAGUUGAGCUAGGGUUUGGUUUCCUUGGUUACCAUGUCCUUGUGUUUUAUGCUUUCCUUCUUCUAUGGGUUUUAGGGUAUGGAGUAUACCUAUGUAUUGAAUAAGAAAACCUACUGGCUUAUCUAUAGAUGGCAAUGUGCGUAAGUUAUUUAAUUAAAUGAUUAAAGGGAGAAAGUGAAACCAAGGUUUGAAAAUU
Magnolia sinica is the source of this 2763-nucleotide messenger RNA. Its product is annotated as pentatricopeptide repeat-containing protein At2g22410, mitochondrial-like. The coding region runs from base 276 to 1904 and encodes 542 amino acids. Gene Ontology annotation, molecular function: protein binding; RNA binding. NCBI's taxonomy places the organism in Eukaryota, Viridiplantae, Streptophyta, Magnoliopsida, Magnoliales, Magnoliaceae. The transcript has 3 exons. The record is from RefSeq and is a predicted model, not a curated record. Gene Ontology annotation, biological process: RNA modification.